This is a messenger RNA of Oncorhynchus masou masou (cherry salmon), 2363 nucleotides long. Its product is annotated as transmembrane protein 25-like. NCBI's taxonomy places the organism in Eukaryota, Metazoa, Chordata, Actinopteri, Salmoniformes, Salmonidae. The record is from RefSeq and is a predicted model, not a curated record. The transcript is spliced from 9 exons. The coding region runs from base 437 to 1594 and encodes 385 amino acids. Gene Ontology annotation, biological process: negative regulation of excitatory postsynaptic potential.
GAUAAGUGGACAACAGCUAGUCCCCUGUGUCUUAGUAGAAUGACCUCCCUCUCCCCCAUCACUCUCCUUCUAGCCAUCCCCUAAUUUUUCUCUCUCUCACACCUUGUAAUACAUGGCUACUGGCUCACUGAAUGACGGAUGCAUUGCGUAGCUUGUCCCGUUUUCCUCUCGCUCCCCCUCUCCUCUCCUCUCUCCCCUUCUCGUUGUCUGUGUGGCGACAGCAUGACUGCCUGCGUCAGCCACUAAAUGCUGCUUGCUGCAGUCAGAGGAUCGUGUGUGUGUGUGUGUGUGUGUGUAGUUGAGUGAGCCAGGGGGUGCUGCCUCUCUUCUCCUCUGCUACCCUACCCAGCAUGUAUGGAGGACCGACAGGCUGAAUCAUCCCACCACCAUCUGCAGACUGUGCCAAGAUAGCAGGUGUGUGUUGGUGGUCCUGUGGAUGAGCAUGGAGUGUGUGUGUCUGAGGCCGGGCACCACUGUCCUGCUGCUAAACACCUUGGCCUGGGCAUGGACAGGUGCCAUCGAACCUGUGCCCAAAAUUGAUGGACGGCAUCGAGCUGCACUAACACUGAAAGAGAAUGUCACCCACAAGUUCAACUGCCAUUCAGAGGGUUGGAAUCCUCAUGCCCCGCCCAUGCUGACGUGGUACCUCAACGGGGAGCGACAGAGACCGCCGUCGGACAAGCGGACACCUGGGCGCCUGGUGGUGACAUCACGGGAGGAGGUGUCUGGGCUGCUGACACCGGACUCCAAGCACAACAGCACCUUCUCUCUGAGAGCCAGGAAGUGGGAUAGAGAGCUAGUAUGUGCCGCCUCCAGCCCUCACAGUGGAGAGAGCUACAACGCCACCGUCACCCUCAAUGUGCAGUUCCAGCCAGAGAUUCUGCGUGUGAACGCUCACUACACUGAAACCUCAGACCCUGGCCUCUCCUUGGUCCUUUUUGCCUUGGUACGGUCAAACCCCCCUGCCCACAUCACCUGGGUGGACCAGUCCGGUCAGUUGGUGGCCAACACUUCGGACUUCCUCAUCCUGGACUCGGGGAGCUACCCCUGGCUGACCAAUCACACGCUGCAGGUCGCCCCGAGCAGCCUAUCAGGGAACGUCUCCGUAAACGCCAGCAACAGUGUCGGUGCAGCUCAGAGCAACCUAGCUCUGGCAGGUCUGACAGAGUUCCUCCAGUCCAGGGUGGAGGUGCCGGUACUGGGCAUCCUGACAGGGGGCGCUGUGGGCUUCGUUACCUUUCUCAUCCUCAGCCUUCUGGUGCUCUGCCUUCUGCACAAGAACAAGGGCAAGGCCAUCAUCGAUGAGCCAGUCGAGAUUAUAAUGGCGAAAAAAUGUAUGGAAUCAUCUAGUGUGAAGGUAGACAAGAUAUCUCUACCCAGAGAGAACAUGUCUCUACCUUCCAACAUGCAACUCAACGACCUCAGCACCCUGCAUAAAGCACUCGAGACCGCCAAACACCACCUUGGGGACAAGAUGAGAGAGGAAGAGGAGGAUCUGUCUGCUGCCUACGCUGCCAGGGGCUUUGCCCUGUAUCCCAUGGUGGGCUACAUCUAUAAGGUGAACAGCAAGAGCAGUGAUGAGAUCUGGCUCUGACUACUAUGCCCAGUUCCACCACUGGGUGUUCAAACCACAGUGCAAUGGGCCAAAAGGAACCUGUGGAACAACUGCCAGUCAACCAAUCAGCCGAUCCCAUCUUCAACAAGGACCAAUAGAGAUGCUGAGAUGAUUACAGGUGCAGACCAGCAAGGGGAACCGGUUAGGAAGAUACUGUAGUUAGCGAUCUCACUCUGCGGUUGUCCAGAUGAACCUAUUACAGCAGGUAAUCACAUUCCAACUUGAUUCUGUGAAAAUCAGAAACACAGAAUAUCAGGUCCUAUGUUGAUUGGUUAGUGUAAUUCAAGCUGACAGGUAUAAGUCUGUAGCCUGGUCCUAUAUCUGUUUGUGCUGUCUGUCUGUUUGGUGUGACUAUAUGUCACAAACAGAUCUGGGACCAGAAGGGUGCAGUUGUGAUAUCAAGUGAAUACAUUUAGAUGGCUCUAAACACCUAAACCGAUACUCAGUGUGGAAAGUAUACUGUACCCGUGUUUUAGAUGGUUUACACUGACUGACACCUACCACUGCUCCAUAUGCUACAGUCUGUUGAUCACGUACCAUAACCAUGAACUCCUGUUGGAUUAAAGAAUGCUUCAUGUUCUUUGUAUAUCAUAAUGUCCAAGACAAUGUAUGUGAACUGACAUAUUUCUAUGGCUAUAUACAUAAACAAUAGAUAUUCAUCUACAAGUAUAAAAUAUGUGUAUAUGUAUAUUUGUAUUCAUAUGUAUAUGUGUAUAAAAUAAAUCUAAUAAAGAUGAAUAUGACUAUG